Drosophila mojavensis is the source of this 1459-nucleotide messenger RNA. RefSeq lists its product as uncharacterized. NCBI's taxonomy places the organism in Eukaryota, Metazoa, Arthropoda, Insecta, Diptera, Drosophilidae. The record is from RefSeq and is a predicted model, not a curated record. The transcript is spliced from 4 exons. The coding region runs from base 527 to 1084 and encodes 185 amino acids.
UGGGAGGCAGCGUUUCAGUUCUGUUCAAACGCUUGACACUGUCGGUUGCCCACAUCCAAGACUCGCGCGUCUUUUUUUGUGGUGUUGAAUUUUUUGCUGUUUUUUUUUAUUCAAAAAAUGAAUCUAAUCGAUAAGGUAGUGCAAUAACUAAACCAUAACUAAACAGAAAUAUAUAAACGUAAUUUACCCGUCGUAAUUUUCUUAACCUACACAUAUAUUUUCUUAUCUGGUGUAUUGUGUGUAUGCGAUCUCUCGAUCGAUUGUGUUGUAUUUGAAACAGCUGCCAGCAUAAGAAUUGCACGGCGACUGAAAUAUUUGGACUGCCUAGUCUAAGGCUUGUGGCAGCUAUUUUGGAGUCCUCUUGCUACUGAUACUGUGUGCCAGCUAUAGCAGUGCACUGCCGCGUCGCGCGCUUGGCCGCCACCUGAUACUACCGCACCGCCACCACGUGCACCUGCGAUCAGCGGGGCAGGAGCAUAAGCCCGACGAGCACUCUCUGAAGUAUAAGAAGAAGCUCAACUGCACAAUGAACAUGGCCAACUACAAUGCGAUCAAUUUGAGGCAUGCGCGCGAUGUGGCCAUUGGCACGCGGGCCUCUACCAUUGAUCUCUUGACUGCCUGUUUCAAUGCGACCGAGGAGGAGCUGGCGCAACGCUAUCGCUUGCACAGCUUGCACCUGGACUAUCCGCUCAAGGAUGAGGUGAAUAACAGCCAGUACGCCGGCCAGAGGCAAGAGGGCAAGUCAUUGGAGGAUGAUGUGCUGGCCAUAUACCAUUCGCUAGUCAAAAUACGCCGGGUUCUGGCCAAUGAGACCAAAGCCCUGAAAGACGAACUGCGCAACAACUACUUUGUGUUCAUUGUGGAGAAGGUCGAGCACAACAUUGCCAACGUCGAGGCCCUACUCAGCUGCACGGCCGAAGGCGAAGGCCACAUUCCCGAUCCCUUCCAUAACCAUCCAUGUCGCGCGUAUGCCAUUGUCAAUGAGUUUGUCAAGCUGCUCCAUGUGCUGGAGAUAAAGUAUAGCUUAAUGCUGAGCCAGCAGGAGGCGGUGGAGGCGGUGGAGGCGAUGGAGGCGGCGGAGUGAGCAUAGCUACGUGCCACAUGCCACCAGCCAACAGGUGCCCCCCCCCCACUCACACAAGCAACUGUACAAGAUAAUGCCAAAAAAAAAAAAAAAAAGGAAGAGGAAGGAAGAAAAAGAAAUGAAAACUAACUUAAACUAAACAUCGAAUCAGCGAUCUAUAAUGCAAUUGCUAUAAGCCACAAAUCAGGCACAUACGUAGCACAUAUGUAUACAUAGUAUAUAUAUAUAUUAUAUGUUAUAUGUUAUAUAUUAUAUUUGAUCUUGAAUGCCAUCUAUGUUUACUAAUAGCGUGUAGUAGCUAAUAUAUUUAACAUGCCCUUAUUUAUUAUUAUUUAAUAUAGUUUGCAAGUCAAAAAUUCGCCCAUUUUUUUUUUA